GCUCAGUAUUUCAGUAACAGGAAAAAACUGGUUUUUGUCGGAAAAAAAAAAAAAGAGAGAGAGGGGGAAAUAGGAAGUAAAAUUGGAGAAGAGGAGGGAAAGGAAUACCGAGAAAACUAAGAAAAAGAGGCACAAGGGGAUUGUCUCGCCGUUCAAGAGGAGUUGGUCGUUUUGAGAUGGGUGAUGCAGCAGAGAUGCAAUCUCCAAAGGAAGAGAUGGUGGCGUGUGUGAGGGCACUGGAGGAUGCUUUGCUUCCAUGCUUGCCGGCCCGAGAGCUCCAAGCAAUUGACCGUUCUCCCCACCCUUCACAUCAGAUUGAUGUGGAGAGACAUGCCAGAGACUUUAUGGACGCUGCCAAAAAGCUUCAGCUGCAUUUUCUUGGUCUGCAACGUGAGGACCAGCCAACAAAUGCUGAACAACUUAGAAAGGAGAUUGCUGUGAUGGAAGAGGAGUUGAAUAUAAAGACUGAGAUCAUCAAGAAGCAUGAAAGGCUAAUCCAGGGGUGGAAAAAGGAGCUAAAAGAUCAAUUGAACAAGCACAAUACCGAGCUUGAGAAGGUGUAGUUACUUGAGCAAGAGAUAUGUAGUUUCUAAGUUGUCAUCCCAUGUAAGGUGGAAACACAAUACAAUAGUGGUAGUUCUAUCUGCUAAAUGUAAACUGAUUGAGAGAGGCGGAGCUAGAACCGGUGACUUUGACUUCAAAGUAGCUGAAUCUGAAGUGUGUCUUGAUUUUCCUGCUC
This is a messenger RNA of Rosa rugosa (rugosa rose), 739 nucleotides long. Its product is annotated as mediator of RNA polymerase II transcription subunit 28-like. The coding region runs from base 177 to 563 and encodes 128 amino acids. The record is from RefSeq and is a predicted model, not a curated record. NCBI's taxonomy places the organism in Eukaryota, Viridiplantae, Streptophyta, Magnoliopsida, Rosales, Rosaceae. Gene Ontology annotation, cellular component: mediator complex. Gene Ontology annotation, biological process: regulation of DNA-templated transcription. The transcript has 4 exons.